AUGAAGAUGGUGCCAAAAAUGCUGACGCCUCUUGUCAAGGAGUGGGCCCCGGAAGCUUUUGUCAUUUCCUUCAAACUGGAGACAGAUCCCCUGAUCCUCAUCGAGAAAUCCAGGCAGGCUCUGGAGAAAUACCGACACCAGGUGGUGGUGGCCAACGUCCUGGAGUCACGGAGAACCUCCGUGGUCAUUGUCACCAAAGACUCCCAGACUCCCUUGGCUCUUUCCGAUGAGGAGGUGGCUCAAGGCGUGGAAAUCGAGGAGAAGAUCGUGAGCUACCUGCAGGGUCAGCACAGCGCCUUCAUAGAGAGCAAGGGCUGA
Messenger RNA from Merops nubicus (carmine bee-eater), 318 nucleotides. It is a transcript of the gene PPCS, whose product is annotated as phosphopantothenoylcysteine synthetase. Gene Ontology annotation, biological process: coenzyme A biosynthetic process. The transcript has a single exon. Gene Ontology annotation, cellular component: nucleus; cytoplasm. Gene Ontology annotation, molecular function: phosphopantothenate--cysteine ligase activity. The record is from RefSeq and is a predicted model, not a curated record. NCBI's taxonomy places the organism in Eukaryota, Metazoa, Chordata, Aves, Coraciiformes, Meropidae. The coding region runs from base 1 to 318 and encodes 105 amino acids.